Temnothorax curvispinosus is the source of this 619-nucleotide messenger RNA. RefSeq lists its product as uncharacterized. The record is from RefSeq and is a predicted model, not a curated record. Gene Ontology annotation, molecular function: sequence-specific DNA binding. The transcript is spliced from 4 exons. The coding region runs from base 89 to 619 and encodes 176 amino acids. NCBI's taxonomy places the organism in Eukaryota, Metazoa, Arthropoda, Insecta, Hymenoptera, Formicidae.
CAAUCACACAGAAUUCAAUAUGGCAGACACAGAUUUGACAGAUUGUGAUUAUAAGCAGUGAUAGGUUAUAUUGCGCAAAUUAUUAAAAAUGCCGAGCUGUUUUGUAAAAAAUUGUAAAAAUAGGACAAAUGUCCUUUUUAUAAAAAAUGUAAAAUUUUACUCGGUUCCUAAAGAUCCUGAAUUACGAAUAAAGUGGUUGGAGGCUUGCCAGAGGGAUAAAGACUGUAUGAUGAAAUGUGAAAGAGUAUGUGAAGUGCAUUUUUUAUCAAAUUGCUUUGAGGAACAAAUGACAAAAAGAAAAUUAAAACGUAAACUGAAGGCAGGAUCUAUACCAACAGAAUUACUUCAGUUGCCGAAGGAAAGGCAGAAAAGGAUCCAUACAAAUAACACUAACAAUGCAGGACCAGAGAAAUCAGUUCGUACCGCAAUACCAACGUAUGCUGAGCUUGUUGAAUGUGCAACCAAGGAAACUGAAAACGAGUCUAUUCCAGAAAAUACCACAUUCAAGAAGCUGUGGAAGAUGUAUCAAUGGAAAAUAUUGAUCUUACACACAAUGUACAAGAUGCUACAGAGAAAAGAAAGCCAGAGGAAGUGCUUUCAAAGCGUUUUAAAGCAUUAG